Molecule: messenger RNA, 1352 nt
Organism: Terrapene triunguis (Three-toed box turtle)
Lineage: Eukaryota; Metazoa; Chordata; Testudines; Emydidae
Gene: VCPKMT
Product: valosin containing protein lysine methyltransferase
Exons: 5
Coding region: 18-719 (233 amino acids)
Biological process (GO): peptidyl-lysine methylation
Cellular component (GO): cytoplasm; cytosol
Molecular function (GO): protein-lysine N-methyltransferase activity
Source: RefSeq, a predicted model, not a curated record
GGCGCCGGGCCGGGGCCAUGGCGGGGCCGGGCUUCGUGCGGACGCUGGAGAAGCGGGACGGCUCGGCGCUGCGGCUGGAGCAGCGCGGCGCGGGCGGGGUGGGCUGCGUGGUGUGGGACGCCGCCCUGGUCCUGGCCAAGUUCCUGGAGCGCGGGGCCCUGGGCCUGGCCCUGCGCCGCCGCGCCGUGCUGGAGCUGGGCGCGGGCCCCGGCGCCGUGGGUAUCAUGGCGGCCACGCUGGGGGCAGAUGUUACGGUCACUGAUCUUGAGGAACUUCAGGAUUUGCUGAAUAUUAAUAUUGAAAAGAACAAGCAUCUUGUCACAGGCUCAGUUCAAGCCAAGGUACUGAAAUGGGGUGAAGAUGUAAAAGAAUUUCUGCCUGCACCAGAUUAUAUACUUAUGGCUGACUGCAUUUACUAUGAGGAGUCACUAGAGCCAUUACUGAAGACCCUGAAAGACCUUUCAGGUCCUGAUACCUGUAUCAUAUGUUGUUACGAACAAAGGACUAUGGGUAAGAACCCAGAAAUAGAGAGAAAAUACUUUGAGCUGCUCCAGAUGGACUUUGAGUUGGAAAAGGUUCCACUGGAGAAACAUGAUGAGGAGUAUCGGAGUGAGGACAUUCACAUCUUGAACAUCCGAAGGAAAAAAAUGGCAGGGUAUUUUUUAUUGGCAUAUUGGAGAUUGUCAAGAAUUCUCAAAACUGUGGUUUACCUAGCAUGAUUUGAGCUGGUGGGUGAGUGUGAGGAGACAGAAGUAAUAUUCAGCCCCCAUUCCCAAUGCUACAGUAUGCAGCAGGUACAGAUACAUACAAGUAUAGGUUUCAGAGUAGCAGCCGUGUUAGUCUGUAUCCGCAAAAAGAACAGGAGUACUUGUGGCACCUUAGAGACUAACAAAUUUAUUUGAGCAUAAGCUUUCGUUAUACAUUCCAUGAGCAAGACUUUAGAGUGGUUAGGAAACAAGGUUAACGUCCAAUCCACAUUGCAAACUGGAACUACAUUUGUAACCGGGUUGGGGACAGCUAACUGGAACCAGGUUCCCUGAUGUUGUAUUUUAUAAUAUAGGGUGGGUCUGAAUGGCAAAGUUUAAUAGCUUCGGAGGGAAUAGUAUUUCUGUCAACUUCUUGGUUGAUACGCUACCUAAAUAAUUGGAAAUGGCUGGCUUAAUUGUGCCAGACAAGGGAACUUCAAUUUUCCAAAACAUCAAGCUUAAAGGUGAACUAAAAAGUUUUAAAAAUAGAUAUCAAAUAAGGCCCCAAGUUUGCAAAUACACUUGAACAACACAGGCUUUAAAAGGAAGCUUAAGUUGAAAUAUUUGUGGAGAAAAAUAAUUUCAGAUUUAGUCACUUAAAAAAAA